UUUUGUUUGUUAAAUUGCAUUGGAGUUUAUUUUUCGCAUGAAAAUAAAUAGUAGAAAUGAGAAGAGUACGACAAACUGUGAGUAUUGGAAAUUUGUGUUAAUAAGGGAUAAAUACAUCGAAAAUUAUCUUGGUAGUGUUUGUGCUUAUGUUUGUGCUUGUGUUUGUGAUGUCUAUGGUUGAGAUGCGUCCUCCUCGUCAGCUGCGAAGCACGUGACGACGAGGAGUGAAUUCUAUCUCAUAAAGCGUGGGUGGGCAUCGAGAAUAUAUAGGAUUAAUGAGAAAAGGAAGGAGAACGAUUAGAAUUGAGAAAAUCUGUGAUCCAUCUAGACAACUGUUUAAAUCGUUCUCUAUUUGUGAAUGAUGCCACGAAUAUUCGGUUACGAUAAAGGGGAGAAGGGAAAAAGAAGAAAGUGGGAUUGUUCGACGGGAGUAGAAUACACGCGAUCGCUCGAUCAAACUCGGUGGGGUUAUUGUAAGAAAAUAAGAUAAAUAUAUCUACAAGAAAAAAGAAAAUAAAUCGAUCAAUCAAAGAGAGAAAUCUUUGUUGAUACAGCAGAUAUGGCAGUGAAUUCGUUUACACGAAAAUUCAUUGGCAGUCUUGAUUCUUUUCUUUUUAUAAUACUUUACACAACAUUGAUUUUAACUGCCCUUGACACGUUUGGUGAUGCUUCUUCUUCUACUACUGUUGCUGUAAAUGAAAGAACAAUAAUACAAAACUCGAAGGAGUGUUUUGGUGUUCGAAAACAAUCGAAGGGUGAAGUGAAACUCGCCGUGAUAGCUCCUGGUGAUCCGCAUCACGAACAAAGUUUGCCUCGGGUAUUACCCGCUGUACUUUUGGCUGUGAAAGCUGUUAGCUCGGCAAAAGGGCCCCUACCAGGAUGGAACAUAAAGGUCGAUCAUCGAGAUUCGCGUUGUUCCAGCACUUACGGACCAUUGGCUGCCUUCGAGUUUUACAUCAAUCAGACAGCAGAUGCCUUUUUGGGUCCUGUUUGCGAUUAUGUAAUCGCACCGGUUGCAAGAUACGCUGGCGUAUGGGGGAUUCCCGUGCUAACGGCAGGUGCUCAGGCCGAGGCCUUUCGUCACAAGGACGAACAUUAUCCGACCUUGACCAGAAUGAUGGGCAGCCAUCGUUUGGUCGGUGAAGCACUAAGACACAUUCUUCAACGAUUUGGUUGGAAAAUUGCUGGAUUGUUAUAUCAUAAUCAUGCAAUGGCAAGCAGUCGUGGUAACUCCGAGUGCCAUUUCACAUUGGGUGCUGUCUUUACUGCUUUAAAUCAAACACCAGCUCACAGAAGUUUCAAUCAGGAAAAAACUAAUGCUGAGGACUACAGGAAUCUUCUUCUUUUCGUGUCCAAAUCUGCCAGGAUUGUAGUCAUGUGCGCAAACUCAACCACCAUCCGAGAAAUCCUACUAGCUGCCGAGGAACUAGGAAUGGUUGAUUCAGGAGAAUACGUAUUUUUCUCUAUAGAACUUUCAUCUAGCGACAACAAUUCAAUAGAACCAUGGAGAUUGGAAGGUGACACGGAUGAGAGGAAUGAAAAAGCCAGGAAAGCAUAUCAAGCACUCUUGACAGUAACAGCACGUACUCCCGAUAAUCUAGAAUAUUUAAAUUUCUCGCGAGAAGUUAAAUCCUUGGCACAAAGCAAAUACAACUUUACAUUUGGUAAUAGUUCUGUUUCCACGUUUGUCACAGCAUUUUACGAUGCUGUUCUUCUUUACGCUCUUGCACUUAAAGAAAGUCUACCGGAAAAGCCGGGUGAGGUUGAUCUUGAUGGUGGUAAUUUAACAAGAAGAAUGUGGGGAAAAAGUUUUAAAGGAAUUACCGGAGAUGUGAAUAUCGAUGAUAACGGCGAUAGAAUUGCGGAUUAUUCUCUUUUAGAUAUGAAUCCGGAAACGUCAAAAUUCGAGAUCGUUGCAAAUUACUACGGUGCGAACAAAACAUUGGAGUAUAUAACAGGAAAACGGAUUCAUUGGUCCGGUGGAAGACCAGAACCACCCCCGGAUACACCAACUUGUGGAUUUGAUGGAUCACUCUGUCCAGACAAUUCUCUACCAGGAUACGCAAUUCUCUCGAUGGUUCUCAGUUCGAUCGUAGUGGUUCUCGUUGUGGCUUCGGUUUUUAUUUAUCGGCACUUCAAACUAGAAGCAGAAAUCGCUUCCAUGACGUGGAAGGUACAUUGGGAUGACAUCAUUUGGGUACAUCAUGCGAAAACUAGAGGAUCUAUGUACUCCUUAGUUGCAAACAAAUUUCGCAGUAGUCAACUGACUGUAUACUCGGACGAUAAUGUUAGUCUACCAGAGGGUGUGGACAAACACGUUUAUAUUCAGACAGGAUUUUAUAAAAACUCAAAGGUUGCCAUAAAAUUAAUACCUAGGAACAAAGUGGAACCAUCGAGGCCUUUAUUGCUGGAGUUAAAACGGAUGAAAGAUCUUCAACAUGAUCAUUUGGUACGUUUUUAUGGUGCCUGUGUCGAACCACCACAAUGUUGUUUAUUGACGGAAUAUUGCCCUAAAGGAUCUCUUCAGGACAUACUGGAAAACGAACAGAUUAAACUCGAUCGUGUGUUUUGGGGCUCCCUUAUCCACGAUAUAGUACGCGGUAUGGCUUAUUUACACGCUUCCGAAGUGAAAAGUCACGGAAAUUUAAAGUCGAGCAAUUGCGUAGUAGAUUCUCGAUUUGUAUUAAAAAUCGCUGAUUUUGGAUUACACGAAUUGAGAAGGUCCAGUUUGAUGGAAGAGGAAGAAUUUGAUAAAAGUAGCUACGCAUAUUGGAGACGACAACUGUGGACAGCACCAGAAUUAUUAAGAAUGGAAAGGCGACCACCCGAAGGUACUCAAAAAGGUGACGUUUACAGUUUCGGAAUAAUCGUACACGAGAUUGUCAUACGGAAAGGUCCUUUCUAUUUGGGGGAUAAUUGCAAUCCAACGCCUAAGGAAAUCGUAGAAGGUGUCAGGAAAGGAGGUAGUUCACCUUUAAGACCAGUAAUCGACGAAAGUGCUGUUGAAGAAGAAGUAGCUACACUAAUGAGACGAUGUUGGGCGCAGGAUUCAGCCGAUCGACCUGAUUUUCCCGCGCUAAAGCAGACUAUUCGCAAGAUCAACAAAGAUUACGAGAGUAGCAAUAUCCUGGACAAUUUGUUGUCUCGAAUGGAACAAUACGCAACGAAUUUAGAAGCCUUGGUUGAGGAACGUACUGCAGAUUACUUUGAAGAAAAACGUAAAUGCGAGGAGCUUCUAUAUCAAUUACUGCCAAAAUCUGUUGCAUCUCAGCUAAUACUUGGACAAAGUGUAAUAGCUGAAACGUACGACCAAGUAACCAUUUACUUUAGUGAUAUCGUUGGUUUCACCAGUCUAUCGGCUGAGAGUACGCCACUUCAAGUAGUCGACUUGUUGAACGAUCUCUACACCUGUUUCGACUCCAUUAUCGAAAAUUUCGACGUUUAUAAGGUUGAGACAAUUGGAGACGCUUACAUGGUCGUUUCCGGAUUGCCGGUGAGAAAUGGCACGAAUCAUGCAAAGGAAAUAGCUAGGAUGAGUUUGGCAUUGAGGGACACCGUUAUGACAUUUCGAAUCCGUCAUAGACCAGAAGAGAAGUUGAAACUUCGUAUAGGAAUGCAUUCUGGACCUUGCGUAGCGGGUGUGGUUGGUUUGAAAAUGCCGAGGUAUUGUUUGUUCGGUGAUACUGUCAACACUGCAUCCAGAAUGGAAAGUAACGGAGAAGCAUGGAUGAUACACGUGAGUCCAAAGACAAAAGAAAUUCUGGAUACUUUCGGGACAUUCGAUCUUGUUUGCAGAGGAGAGGUUACGUUAAAGGGUAAAGGUACAAUGACGACGUAUUGGUUGAUGGGUGAAAAACCGAUAAACAAUAACGUUAAGCAAAUUUGCACAACCAAAUCUACCAGUCAACUUCCACCAAUUUCCAACGAACCAGUGACGCAGCAGUUACAGCAACAGCAAAUACAACCAAUGCAAAAUAAGUCAAAUCAAACGGAAACGGAAACAAAGAAUCAAACUCAUUCAGUUCAAUCCAAAAAUCAGCCUCAGGUGGAAUCAUCUCAAACACGUCAUAUUCCAGUUCAAGAUAUUUCAAUCAAAAAUCAGUCUCAAAAUAAACAACAACAAAACCCACCAGCAUCACAACAACAACCGCAACAGCAACAGCAACAACAGAAACCACAACAACAGAAAUCACCGCAACAAAAACCACCGCCACCACAGCAGAAACUCUCACAACAACAACAACAACAACAACAGCAGCAACAACAACAACAGCAACAACAACAACAACAACAACAACAACAACAACAAUUGCAAGCAUCGUUUCAAACUAAUCAAAAUCGAAUACAUUUUGGUAGCAGUACAUGUAACAUCACGGUAACAGGAAAUGGUGCACCAGCCAGUCGUAUGCCAUCAAGCAAUGUUGUCUCUCCAACUCACGUACGUGCAGUCCCAGUUCAACAAAAUCGACAAGCGUAUACUUACUCGGCGGAAAGUAUGCCGAAUCAUACCGAGAGUGGUCCAAAUACGCCCCUUCUUUUACCCGCAGAUUCGAUGCCUCGGAUUUAGCUCUCUUCAUGUGUCUCUUAUCCUGAGUUUGAUAAUUCGGAUAGGAACAUCGAGUAUGAUGAUAUUUCUACCCAACCAAAUAUCCUGCCAUCUGUACAUGCUACUCGAAAAGACUAAUUAUUCAACAACAACAACAACAUGAACAAAUGGAAAAAAAAGAAAUUCCUAAAAUUGGAAUGAUUUUUCUGCAUUUUCUUGCUUUUCUAUAAAUGUACACACACACAGAUGGUGUGAUAUUUUUAGCAAAGUAGUUGGGUACCAGCGAACAUUUAAAUCGAUGGUAAGUCGUUUAUAAUACAAUGUAUACAUAUGUAAUAAGACAAAGUGAUCUCUUUCUAGAUGUUAUUACAGAACCAAUAAUAGUCAGUGUUGAUUUUAUGCAUCUGACGAUAUUUAAAUUAAAUAGCUACUUUUUUCCAAAGCUGUAUGCUACGUACUUCUUUGACGGAUUCCCAAGAUUACAUGUUUAAUGGGUCUGUAUUAAAAAAAAAAUUUAAAAAAAAAUAAAAAUAAAUAUUAAGUACGGAAUGAACACAUAAUAUAAUAUAUUAUAUAUAUAUUUACAUCGGGUAAAUGAUUCAGUAUUUAAUGCCGACUUGCCCGAAUCGACCAGUAUUAGACAAGGUGCUGUUAACGAGAAAGUCUACGAUGAAAUGGGCAAUCGUUUGCUCGUAAUUUUCUAAGCAGCUAAUUGCUCAUCUUUCUUUUAACGACGAAACCAAGCAUUCGUUAGUUUCAUUUUCUUUUUUCAUCAAAAUAUUCUUACAUUAUAAAAUUACUUUCUCGUCUUUCUAAACUAUAUAUUUUAAACUUGCAAAUACAAGAUUUAACGACUAUACUCACAAGUCGUAUUAUUAUCGUAAAUAAUUCUUCUUCUUUCUUUUGUAUUUAGUUUCAUGCCAAAUAAUAGUAUAUCAUUGCGAGUGUGUGUAUGUGCGUGCAUAUGUGAGAGAGAAAUAGGACCAAAUUAUAACUUCGAUCUGUUUUCCUCAAAGUUUUCAUGGAGAUAUCAUUUUUCCAUUAAAAUAAAGUAACGAGGUUUAAGUGAGUAACUUUAAUGGAAGGGUGAACUUUGUCGUUAACGAUGUACAAGAUGAAAAUACCUGUUCAAUGACUCUAAUGAAUUUAUUUGAAAAAAAAAAAAUAUAUCAAAUAUGUAAUAUUAAUGAAAAAGUAAAAAAUACAGGGUUAUUCAAAACUGAUAAUACCAAAUUAAAGCUGAAUUAUUAUUUAUUCAAUUGAUAUACCCAAACUACAAUGAUUUGAUAAAUGCAUGCAUAAGUUUUAUGUCCAUAAUUUAUACUUCUGCCUGUGUAGAUGAGUAGAAAUAGAUCCAUUUCUUCCUAAACACGUUCUUGAUGAAACCCUUAUACAAGUCAGACACGUUUCAACAUAUCCUUAGUUAUUUGCUCCAUAGCAUUAAAGAUACGGUUUUUCAAAUCUUCCCUUAUAUGACUGAUCUAGCACACUGUGUGGUUAGUACACAAAUGUUUACGAACGGUACUUUGGAAAUGUGAAGGAGCACCGUACUGUUGAAGGAUAAGAUUAGAAUAAUCUUUCUCUAGUUUAGGCAUAAGCCACUGUGUUAACAUGUCCAGGUAGGUGAAGCCAAUAAUCGUUGAUUUGACAAACAAGAAAGAUCCAUACACUUUGCGUUUGUUCUUUGCAUAAAAUACUCAAGUACGUGAAUACAGACACACACAUACACACACACAAUUUAGGAACACAAGUUUACGAUGUUCGUCAGUCACUGUAUACCAUUAUGCAUCGUAUAUGUCACUUUACAAACAAAUAAUUCAGCUUUAUUUUUCUACUAUUCUUUUUGAAUAAUCCUAUAUUACCUACUUGCCAGAUAUGCUCAACAAAAUAGAGAAAGAUGAAUAAAUAAGUACAUAAAUAAAUAUCUAUAUAUGUAUACACGGGCUAAAGCACAAACAAAUAAAAACAUAUAUAUUAUAUGUGUGUGUAUGUAUGUAUUUACGAAAUAAAUAGAUUAUACGUGUCUGUCUCUGAAGAAAAUUAGACGGCAUUAGGAGAAUUGAUGUUCAGCAAGCAAUUUCUAGUAAGGAGAGGCUGGGCCUUUCACAAUUAUGUUAGAACAAAAAUAACACUCAAGAGAGAGAGAGAGAGAGAGAGAAAGAUUGUGUGUGUGUGUGUGUGUGUGUGUGCUUGUGGUAUGUAGAAGUAUACAUAUGAAAGAAAGGAAGUAAAUAAGACAUAUAUAUGUAUAAGAUGUGUACGAGAAUUAGUAUAUAUGUAAGUAAGUAAUAUUUUAUGUGAUGGAAGAGCGUGUUGUCUGUCAGUAAAUGACGCGCGUUUGAGAAGUCAAUCGUUUCCUGGCUUAAUGAGAAACUUGACAAGAGGAAGUGAGAAAGCGUGCUUAUUGUGUAUAUUGGGUAUAUAUUGGUCGUAAGAAAUAAAAAUUAUAUUUAUGUUCAAUUUA
Messenger RNA from Polistes dominula (European paper wasp), 7010 nucleotides. Its product is annotated as atrial natriuretic peptide receptor 1. The record is from RefSeq and is a predicted model, not a curated record. Gene Ontology annotation, molecular function: protein kinase activity; peptide receptor activity; ATP binding. Gene Ontology annotation, biological process: receptor guanylyl cyclase signaling pathway; intracellular signal transduction; protein phosphorylation. Lineage: Eukaryota; Metazoa; Arthropoda; Insecta; Hymenoptera; Vespidae. Gene Ontology annotation, cellular component: plasma membrane.